Molecule: messenger RNA, 2304 nt
Organism: Neogale vison (American mink)
Lineage: Eukaryota; Metazoa; Chordata; Mammalia; Carnivora; Mustelidae
Gene: OMP
Product: olfactory marker protein
Biological process (GO): signal transduction; sensory perception of smell
Cellular component (GO): neuronal cell body; cytosol; nucleus
Source: RefSeq, a predicted model, not a curated record
AUGCCUCAGUUCCUGCCUCUUGGAGGAGGAGAGAGAAGGCGUGGGGGGCCUCCCACCCCCAUUUUGAGCACUGGGCAGGGCAGGGCCAGGCUGGGCCUAGGGGCAAGGAGAGGGGAGGGGCCGGGGGAGGGCGAAAGGGUAGGCGGGGCGUCCUCAAGGGCCUCUGGCCCUGGCGGUGAGGCCCCUGCACACACGGCACACGGGGCUCCUAGGCACGUUGCAGCAGCAGCACCCGGCAUGGCGGAGGACGGGCCGAAGCAGCCGCAGCUCAGCAUGCCCCUGGUCCUGGACCAGGACCUGACCAAGCAGAUGCGGCUGCGCGUGGAGAGCCUGAAGCAGCGCGGGGAGAAGCGCCAGGACGGCGAGAAGCUGCUGCGGCCGGCUGAGUCCGUCUACCGCCUGGACUUCGUCCAGCAGCAGAAGCUGCAGUUCGAGCGCUGGGAUGUGGUGCUGGACAAGCCGGGCAAGGUCACCAUCACGGGCACCUCCCAGAACUGGACGCCCGACCUCACCAACCUCAUGACGCGCCAGCUGCUGGACCCCGCUGCCAUCUUCUGGCGCAAGGAGGACUCGGAGGCCAUGGAUUGGAACGAGGCCGACGCCCUGGAGUUUGGGGAGCGCCUAUCAGAUCUGGCCAAGAUCCGCAAAGUCAUGUACUUCCUCAUCACCUUUGGCGAGGGCCUGGAGCCCGCUGACCUCAAGGCCUCUGUGGUCUUUAACCAGCUCUGACAGCUGCUGCUGGCUGCCUCGCCCUCCCCAUGCCUGCCCGCUGCCCCCUCCCCUGCGCGUGCUCCUUUACCCGAGGCGUGUGUUGGAGGACAUUCUCCUAGCUGCUGAUCUGCCCUCAGCGUGCCCAGGACCCUCUGAGCCUAUGUGCUUCCUCCUCUCCUUUUCCUGGUGCUGGCACUCCUGCUCCCAUGAGGAAGAUGCAGAGGUCCUGUAGUCUAGAAGCUGACCCGGCUGCCGCUGCUUCUGCUGUAGACCAUGGAGGCCUGGUGGGGCCCACGGCAUGUGCCUUCCCUCUGCUUCAUUGUCCGGAGAGAGACUCAGAGAGGCUGACAGAGACAGACAGACACAGAGAAAGAGAUCCAAAGCUCCAGCCUUCGGGCUUCCUCAGGAGACAGAGAGACAGACGACAGAGCGGCCUCCCUGGGGAAUCACUGCUCUCCUGGCCGCAGUGCCCUUCAUUGAAUCCCAGAGGUGAACAGUGAGCCCGAGGACCCAGGAAGGCACCGCUCCUGGCCUGGGCCUGGCAUGGUCCUGGGAUGCUUCAGGGGCCCCAGGACUUCAGGCAGCAUUGGUGGGGGCUGAUCUGGGGCAGUGGGGAGCAGCUGGCAGGCUCGAGGCUGUGCUUGCCAGCUCCUGCCCUACUGGGGAUGACUUUAGGGGGCGUAAGUGACAGGGAGGGGACAUGUGAAAAAGUUACGUAGAGAUGCAUCUAUCUGUACGUGUGCUUAUAUACUGAGAGAGCGUGCUGUGUUCGUGGCUAUGUUCUAGAGCCUGUACCUGCGAGCAAGUCUGAUUUUAGAUGAUCUACUUUCUAUUGCCCAGCUGGUUCAUGGGUGGCCCUUAGUAGGGGUUUUGUCAGGAUGACCUUGGGGAGGGGAACUCCUGAGCUGAGAGCCUCUGAGGUUCAUACAGUGAAGCAGGGAACAGCAUAGUGAAGGGAUUUCCCUCUGCCAGGGGGAAGCAGGAGAGAGGGGUCCAGAGCCCCGGAGCUGGAGUCAGUAGAUUCUUUGGGGCCUCAGUAUCCCUGCUGGGAUGUAAGGUUUUUCCCUGCUCCCUGGGCAGGAAAGGCUCAGGCCCAAGGGGCACCUCAGGAAGUAUUCCUAACACCCUGUCUGUCUCUAAGCCAGCUCUGGGUGGUUUUUUUUUUCGUCAGGAAGAGGCCCAUGACACUUUGCUCAUGAAGCAGACCCAGCGAGGGCCACAGGGCCCAGCGAACAGAUGCACUGGGAGAGGGCGAGAGCCAUCCACGGUGGCUGGGGCUGCUGGGAGGCUGAGCCCCAUUCGAGGCGUGCAAACAGGAGCAGGGUUUGGGAAUGGGCAUUCUUUAGGUGGGGAAUGGCUGUGGUGUUUCUGACUCUCCGCUCAGGGGCCUGUUCCCGGCGGGGCUUGAAGUCCCAGUCUGGUGGCCAGUAAGGCCAUCCGGACCCCCCGAGAUGGCCCUGCCCUUUGCCUCUCUGCUUGACCUCCGCCUGCAGCUUGGAGGACCCUCUUGGUGCAGACUGCCUAUACCCUCACCCUGAGCCCCCACAUCCACUCCUUGCACUGUGUGUCCCCAAUAAAGCCUCUGUGCCCUCA